Molecule: messenger RNA, 1593 nt
Organism: Laccaria bicolor S238N-H82
Lineage: Eukaryota; Fungi; Basidiomycota; Agaricomycetes; Agaricales; Hydnangiaceae
Exons: 8
Coding region: 1-1593 (530 amino acids)
Source: RefSeq, a predicted model, not a curated record
AUGGCUACCCCGCCAAUGAGGCAACCCUCCUCGGGUCAGGACGGUUACCCCUACCCACCACACGCUGGACCGUACAACAAUGAUUAUGCAAGCUCGAUGUCGACGUUCGUCGGGAAGACGCUGGAGGAAGGUCGAGGGACGGGACGGACACCAAGUCCGACACCGAGUGAAGAAAAAGAGCUUCAGAGUGGGGCUAUUAACUGGAAGGCCAUGAUGAGCUGGAGAUUUUGGUUUCGGAGGGCGUGGCUAUGGUAUUAUGUUAUUGGGUUCAUCCUUGUGGUGAUCACUGCGUUGGUUACGAUUUAUCAUACGCAGAUUGUGAAGUGGCUGACGCCCGUAACGCAAUGGCUCUUUCACCUUCGGUUUGGUUGGCUGGUACCAAUUGGGGUACUGUUCGUGAUAUCUUUCCCACCUCUAUUCGGUCACGAAAUUGUUGCCAUUCUGUGUGGUCUUGUGUGGGGCUUGUGGGUUGGUUUUGCUAUCGUCGCUGCUGGAACAUUCUUAGGAGAAGUGGGAAACUUCUAUGCGUUCAAGUACUGCUGUAGCGCCAGAGGAGAGAAGAUGGAAAGAACCAAGAUCUCCUACGCCUGCUUGGCCAAGGUCGUGCGGGAUGGAGGGUUCAAGAUCGCUCUUAUUGCGAGAUUGAGCGCUAUUCCCGGUCAUUUCACGACGGCCGUUUUUUCGACGUGUGGCAUGGGGAUUAUCGUAUUCUCCAUAGCAGCUCUGCUUUCCAUGCCUAAGCAGUUCAUUACUGUUUACUUGGGCGUCAUCUUGGAGCAAUCAAGUACCGGUCAGCAGGAUACUAAAAGCAGAAUCAUCAGCGACGUUGUUCUAACCAUCACGAUACUGAUUACCAUCGUGGCCAUGUGGUACAUCCUCCACCAGAUGAACCUGGUCAAGCCAGAGGUCAUCUAUGCCAGACGGAAAGCACGCCAAGGAAAGCUAGCUCAAGGUUUCUCUCCGUAUUCCGGAAACCCUUCGGAGAGCACCCUCGCCUUCAAUCCUAGAGAUUCGGACUCACAGAUCCCUCUGACGCUGACCGACCGAACUGAGAUGCGAUACCAACAGUGGGAUAAGCAUGGGAAAGCUGUGGGAUACGCUGGGGAUCCCAGUCUUAUCGUCACCCCCAAGCCCCAGAAAAUAAAUUUGGUAACGCAGCUGGAGAAAGAUGUACAAGAGUCCAAGCCUUCACAUCUGAGGGAGGAGAGCACCGAUGUUGCCGGGUGGGAUAUGAGGGAUUUGCACGAAGAUCCUUAUGGAGGAUAUGUGCGUGAGGAUUCUUUGGACAACUUGCAGACCCCCACACAGCAACAUCCACACUCCUCGCAGGGGUUCUUGGAGACCUCGACACAGGCCAUGCAUAACCUGAGGCGAGAGCCUACAUACCCCCAUUCGUCGUCAACCUUCAUCAAUACUUCACCGAGGUCUUACGGACAUGGUCUGGAACCAACGGACGCGACCUAUCAAAGCGCGUUGAGCGAAUCACCCAUUGAAGAUGAAGGUCCCCAUCGUCGGCACCCUCAACCCCUGCGUUCUCCGCCUCCAGACGAGGGACGUCUACCGAAUUCCAGCGGUAGCACAGGUCUUCGAUAA